Messenger RNA from Piliocolobus tephrosceles (Ugandan red Colobus), 3774 nucleotides. It is a transcript of the gene KCNH6, whose product is annotated as potassium voltage-gated channel subfamily H member 6. Gene Ontology annotation, cellular component: plasma membrane. Bases 49 to 2925 code for a protein of 958 amino acids. Gene Ontology annotation, biological process: regulation of heart rate by cardiac conduction; regulation of ventricular cardiac muscle cell membrane repolarization; membrane repolarization during cardiac muscle cell action potential. The record is from RefSeq and is a predicted model, not a curated record. The transcript is spliced from 13 exons. Gene Ontology annotation, molecular function: inward rectifier potassium channel activity. NCBI's taxonomy places the organism in Eukaryota, Metazoa, Chordata, Mammalia, Primates, Cercopithecidae.
CCGGGAGCGGGGACGCCGGUGGCUCCGGGCAGGGGCCGCCGCCGAAAGAUGCCGGUCCGCAGGGGCCACGUCGCUCCCCAGAACACUUACCUGGACACCAUCAUCCGCAAGUUCGAGGGCCAAAGUCGGAAGUUCCUGAUCGCCAAUGCUCAGAUGGAGAACUGCGCCAUCAUUUACUGCAACGAUGGCUUCUGUGAACUCUUUGGCUACUCUCGAGUGGAGGUGAUGCAGCAACCCUGCACGUGCGACUUCCUCACAGGCCCCAACACACCAAGCAGCGCCGUGUCUCGCCUAGCGCAGGCCCUGCUGGGGGCUGAGGAGUGCAAGGUGGACAUCCUCUACUACCGCAAGGAUGCCUCCAGCUUCCGCUGCCUGGUGGACGUGGUGCCUGUGAAGAAUGAGGACGGGGCCGUCAUCAUGUUCAUCCUCAACUUCGAGGACCUGGCCCAGCUCCUGGCCAAGCGCAGCAGCCGCAGCUUGUCCCAGCGCCUAUUGUCCCAGAGCUUCCUGGGCUCCGAGGGCUCUCACGGCAGGCCGGGCGGACCAGGGCCAGGCAUGGGCAGGGGCAAGUACAGGACCAUCAGCCAGAUCCCGCAGUUCACGCUCAACUUCGUGGAGUUCAACUUGGAGAAGCACCGCUCCAGCUCCACCACGGAGAUUGAGAUCAUCGCGCCCCAUAAGGUGGUGGAGCGGACACAGAAUGUCACUGAGAAGGUCACCCAGGUCCUGUCCCUGGGCGCGGAUGUGCUGCCCGAGUACAAGCUGCAGGCGCCGCGUGUCCACCGCUGGACCAUCCUGCAUUACAGCCCCUUCAAGGCCGUAUGGGACUGGCUCAUCCUGCUGCUGGUCAUCUACACGGCCGUCUUCACACCCUAUUCAGCUGCCUUCCUGCUCAGUGACCAGGAUGAAUCGCGGCGUGGGGCCUGUGGAUAUACCUGCAGUCCCCUCACUGUGGUGGAUCUCAUCGUGGACAUCAUGUUCGUCGUGGAUAUCGUCAUCAACUUCCGCACCACCUAUGUCAACACCAAUGAUGAGGUGGUCAGCCACCCCCGCCGCAUUGCCGUCCACUACUUCAAGGGCUGGUUCCUCAUCGACAUGGUGGCCGCCAUCCCUUUUGACCUCCUGAUCUUCCGCACCGGCUCCGAUGAGACCACAACCCUGAUCGGGCUAUUGAAGACAGCGCGGCUGCUGCGGCUGGUGCGCGUGGCACGGAAGUUGGACCGCUACUCUGAGUAUGGGGCGGCUGUGCUCUUCUUGCUCAUGUGCACCUUUGCGCUCAUUGCACACUGGCUGGCCUGCAUCUGGUACGCCAUCGGCAAUGUGGAGCGGCCCUACCUGGAACACAAGAUCGGCUGGCUGGACAGCCUGGGUGUGCAGCUUGGCAAGCGCUACAACGGCAGCGACCCAGCCUCGGGCCCCUCGGUGCAGGACAAGUAUGUCACAGCCCUCUACUUCACCUUCAGCAGCCUUACCAGCGUGGGCUUCGGCAAUGUCUCACCCAAUACCAACUCCGAGAAGGUCUUCUCCAUCUGCGUCAUGCUCAUUGGCUCCCUGAUGUACGCCAGCAUCUUCGGGAACGUGUCCGCGAUCAUCCAGCGCCUGUACUCGGGCACCGCGCGCUACCACACGCAGAUGCUGCGCGUCAAGGAGUUCAUCCGCUUCCACCAGAUCCCCAACCCGCUGCGCCAGCGCCUGGAGGAGUACUUCCAGCACGCCUGGUCCUACACUAAUGGCAUUGACAUGAACGCGGUGCUGAAGGGCUUCCCGGAGUGCCUGCAGGCUGACAUCUGCCUGCACCUGCACCGCGCGCUGCUGCAGCACUGCCCGGCUUUCAGUGGCGCCAGCAAGGGCUGCCUGCGCGCGCUAGCCGUCAAGUUCAAGACCACGCACGCGCCGCCUGGGGACACGCUGGUACACCUCGGCGACGUGCUCUCCACGCUCUACUUCAUCUCCCGAGGCUCCAUCGAGAUCCUGCGCGACGACGUGGUCGUGGCCAUCCUAGGGAAGAAUGACAUCUUUGGGGAGCCCGUCAGCCUCCAUGCCCGGCCAGGCAAGUCCAGUGCAGACGUGCGGGCUCUGACCUAUUGCGACCUGCACAAGAUCCAGCGGGCAGACCUGCUGGAGGUGCUGGACAUGUACCCGGCCUUUGCGGACAGCUUCUGGAGUAAGCUGGAGGUCACCUUCAACCUGCGGGAUGCAGCCGGGGGCCUCCACUCAUCCCCCCAACAGGCUCCUGGUAGCCAAGACCACCAAGGUUUCUUUCUCAAUGACAACCACUCAGAUGCAGCCGGUCCCCUGAGCAUCUCAGAUGCAUCUGGCCUCUGGCCUGAGCUGCUGCAGAAAAUGCCCCCAAGGCACAGCCCCCCAAGCCCUCAGGGAGACCCAGAUUGUUGGCCUCUGAAGCUGGGCUCCAGGCUAGAGCAGCUCCAGGCCCAGAUGAACAGGCUGGAGUCCCGCGUGUCCUCAGACCUCAGCCGCAUAUUGCAGCUCCUCCAGCAGCCCAUGCCCCAGGGCCAAACCAGCUACAUUCUGGAAGCCCCUGCCUCCAAUGACCUGGCCUUGUUUCCUAUAGCCUCGGAGAUGACGAGUCCAGGGCCCAGGCUACCCCAGGGCUUUCUGCCUCCUGCGCAGACCUCAAGCUAUGGAGACUUGGACGACUGUAGUCCAAAGCACAGGAGCUCCUGCCCCAGGAUGCCUCACCUGGCUGUGGCAACGGACAAAACUCUGGCACCAUCCUCAGAAGAGGAACAGCCUAAGGGGCUCUGGGCACCCCUGGCCUCACCUCUGCAUCCCCUGAAAGUACAGGGACUCAUCUGUGGUCCCUGCUUCUCCUCCCUCCCUGAACACCUUGGCUCUGUUCCCAAGCAGCUGGACUUCCAGAGACAUGGCUCAGAUCCUGGAUUUGCAGGGAGUUGGGGCCACUGAACUCCAAGAUAAAGACACCAUGAGGGGAUUGAAGGUGGGCAAGGUGAGAGUUAAGGGUCUUGAGGAGGUGGCCGGGUGCAGUGGCUCACACCUGUAAUCCCAGCACUUUGGGAGGCUGAGGCAGGUGGAUAACGAGGUCAGGAGAUCAAGACCAUCCUGGCUAACAUGGUGAAACCCUGUCUCUACUAAAAAUAAUAAAAAAAAAAUUAGCCAGACGUGAUGGCGGGCGCCUGUAGUCCCAGCUACUGGGGAGGCUGAGGCAGGAGAAUGGUGUGAACCCGGGAGGUGGAGGUUGCAGUGAGCCGAGACUGCGCCACUGCACUCCAGCCUAGGUGACAGAGCGAGACUCCGUCUCAAAAAAAAGAGGAUCUUGGGGAGGCAGACAGCCUCCCAGAUGGGCCUCUUCUAAUCUCCUCAAGUAGCUACAAACUGCUGAUCCAGGUGAGCCAGGAUGGCGUGGGUGAAGAGGCUCAGGACUUUUCCCAGCCUCCUCCAGGGCUCCAUUUAAACAGCAAGCCUGGUGGAGGGUGGGAGAGUCUCAGGUGUGGAGGCAGCUCACAGGAUGGAGGGGGCAGUGAAGAAAGAAGUUUCUGAUCUACACGAGUACCUUGCUCUGAGCCUCCCAGCUCAGAACCCUCCAGCACCUCAUGGCCCAGCACCAAGGCCCAGGGUUGGUCACCAUGAUCACUCUUACCAUGAGACUCCAACCUGGCUGGAGAUGGAGGUGUCUUCUGUGGUAGACAUGUCAGGACAGACCUCCAGCCCUCUGCUUCUGAUGGUUCUGUGACAUUGGGUCUCUUGAGGGCAGUGGAGUGUCACACAGCUAAUAAAGUGCACAUUUCAUGUUGG